Molecule: messenger RNA, 4812 nt
Organism: Carcharodon carcharias (great white shark)
Lineage: Eukaryota; Metazoa; Chordata; Chondrichthyes; Lamniformes; Lamnidae
Gene: nabp2
Product: nucleic acid binding protein 2
Exons: 6
Coding region: 292-927 (211 amino acids)
Biological process (GO): response to ionizing radiation; double-strand break repair via homologous recombination; mitotic cell cycle checkpoint signaling
Cellular component (GO): SOSS complex
Molecular function (GO): DNA binding
Source: RefSeq, a predicted model, not a curated record
GAGAGGGAGUGCAGCGAGAUCUGGAUUGAUAGAGUUGUCGGGAAAAUUAGUGGGCAUUGGGGAGUAAUAUCUGAGGCGUCAUUUGCCUCAUGCAGUUUUUACAAGGGCUCUGGGGGGAGGGUUUGUGGAUUUAUUUUGCAGGAGGAAGGGUUGGCCCUGGCCUUGGCCCUAACCCUAACCCUGUAAGGUCAGCCAGUGAUUUGGAUGUGUUCUCCUGAGCCUGAUCCAACUUACUGGCUCAAGUUUGUAGCUUCAGAAUAAUUCAUAUCCUGGGUUCGUGUGGGAGGGAGGAUGUCAAACGACACUUAUGUGAAGGAUAUCAAAGCUGGUUUGAAAAACUUGAAUCUCCUCUUCAUUGUUCUGGAAAUAGGACGAGUAACCAAAACCAAGGAUGGGCACGAAGUUAGGACGUGUAAAGUGGCUGAUAAAACUGGCAGCAUCAACAUAUCGGUGUGGGAUGACGUGGGAAGUCUGAUUCAGGCUGGAGAUAUCAUCCGAUUGACCAGAGGAUAUGCCUCGAUUUGGAAAGGAUGUCUGACACUCUACACGGGGAGAGGAGGAGAUCUCCAGAAAGUCGGAGAGUUUUGUAUGCAGUAUUCGGAAGUGCCGAAUUUCAGUGACCCCAAUCCUGAGUACAUGUCCCAGGCAUCUUCGCAGAACAAACCUACCCCGGCUGACCAAGGUAGCACUUCUACAACUGGCCCAGUGAGUUCAACAUCCUCUGUGACUACUGGUAACGACAGUCUGAAUGCUGCUGGCUCAGGUGGAGCUUCCCCGGGUAACACGAAUCAUCAGCUGCUACCAGCGGGUGGAAGAGGGAAUGGACGGGGCCCAGGAAAUAACCAGGCAGUGACCACAUCCAGCUCCACCCCGGCAACCACCACCCUUAGCAAUGGAAGGGAUCCACGGCGGGUACCAAAGCGAUGAUUUUCUGAAGUUUUAAUUGUUCGCCAUUUUAAUUUCCCCUUUGAUAACCUGCAGAAUCGGUAUCAAAGUGGUAUUGUUUUUAACUACAUCCCAUCCUUCCCUCCUGGGCUCCUUAAGAUUUGCACCUCAAGGCAUUUGGAAUCAUGACAGUUGACAAGAUGACUCAAUCCUCCCUACCCUCCCUCCCUUAUUGCCUUGUUUGACUGGGCCUAUCUGAGUAAUUAUGUUCUUUGAAGCACUUCACAGCAACUAACAGAACUGACAACUCAAAUGCAUUUGGUCCAAAUCAGAGGAACGCAGCUUUCCUAGCAGAUUGAUGAUGAAGACAACUGAUCUUAAAUGGCUAGGGGCAUUGUGUGGCAGGGGUGAGACUCUGACGUCCCUUACACUUCUUAAAUCCUAUCUUGUACCAAUGUGAACAAAUCUGCGGCAAGGUUCAUUUUGGGACCCCACAGAUUAAAAGUGGGUUUUCUAGCUCCCUGAAGCACACGAGUAUAAUUAGACCAUCACUGGCCAUUUAACUGUGCAACCAGCCCAUGUCUGCUGCUUGUAUCGUUAAAAAGGGUUUGUGUAUUCAGCUGAAUUGCUGCCUGUUAAUGGCUUUAAAAGAGAGGUCUCUGUACCUUUCACAGUAUCUCAAUCCUGUUUCGUUUAUUUGGCAACAUGUAUUUUGUGCAUCAUUCCCCCCCCCACCCCCCGCCCAAACUUCAAAUACCCACCCUCCCCACCGAUGAAAUGUAUUUGUACUUUGGAAAAUCCUGUUACUGGUGUGUGAGAAGAUUGCUUUUGGUUUUUCUGUCCUGAAGGUGUGUCCUCACUGGGGUACAAUUCCAGAGGCCCUUCAGUACCUCAACCAAGUGCUAAUCAUGCAUGUUUGAGACUUAAUGGUGAAUUUUAGCAGGCUAUUUGACUGCAGGGUGCCUCACAGCUGAGCUCAACCCUCCCACUGUACAUAUUCACUAUUUGUGUCUCACGCCCACACUCUGGUUCACCCUCAGCAGCAGGCACCAUGCGCCGUUCCCCAGACCCUGCUCUCCCAUACAGUCCCACCCUUUCCCUUUGUCCAACCGAGGUGUGGAAGCUAAUUUUAGCCUCUGACUCGGCCACCUCUGCACGACCAGGGAUCACAACACUGGGACCUGCCUGGUGUGUGUGUGUGGCUCUUUCUCUCCCUUCCUGUGGACAACUUCCACUCUUGUGCUUUAGGGUAUUCCAAGCACAGCUAAGUUGAAUUGCUGCCUUGAACCUCGUUUCCAGCCGAGUCUCUGUGAUGUGGGCUGCACUUCGAAACAUUUUGGGUUUAAAAUACUUCGUCCCUACUGCUGUGGGCAGUUUUGGUUUACAUUUUCUAAUUAUAGCCAGCACGGAUUCAAGUGAAAUCAAUGUUUGAACCUACAUCAAAGCUUUGGAGCCAGCCCAGUACACCUCUCUAAAAUUGUUUGGAGUGGAAAUUUCAAAACUAUUUGAGGGAUUGGCAAGGGAGAGGUGACGCCUCUGCACACUUCUUUAAGUCUUAUUUUGUUUCACGUUGGCAAGGUAGCAUGGUCCCUAGGAAAUGCUGCUCAUCCCUUCACCUUCUGGCCUUUCUGCUGCACAGUUAUACAAUGGCACUCUGUUCAAUCUGUCCCAUUUCUUGUAAAUAAAAGUAUGAAGGCCCUGUCAUCCUUUUUGUUAAAAUUGACAAGUCUCUGUGGGUUACUUUUCCCUCGUUGUGUCAGCUGUGGCUCUGGCUCGCACUCUUGCCUCUGAGUCACAAGGUCAUUGGAUCAAGCCCUACUCCGGAGACCUGAGCACAAAAUCCAGGCCUGAGGAAGUACUGCACUGUCAGAGAGGCCAACUUUUGGAUGAGACCUUAAACUGAGGCUACGUCUGCCCCCUUGGAUGGAUGUGAGAGGUGCCAUAGAGGAGCAGUGGAGUCCUCCCAAUAUCCAAUAUUUAUCCCUCAACCAACGUCACUAAAAUAAAACAGAUUAUUUAGUUAAAUUGCUGCUUGUGGGAGCUUGCUGUGCACAAAUUGGCUGUUGCAUUUCCUACCUUUCAACAGCUAUACUUCAAAGUACUUAUAUGGUUAUAAAGGGUUUUGGAGGUUGUGAAAGGUGCUAUAUAAAUGCAAGCCCUUUCUCUCCACACCACCCCCCCCCCCCCUUCCUUUGUGACAGAAGGAAUUUGAGUACUGGAGACUAGGGGCAGGAUUAUGUCUUAUCACCGUUGCAAUUAUCGUCAAGUUUUGAUAUUCAUGAUAAACAGGUUUUAUUCGGAGCCAAGUAAAUCAAAUUAUCAGCAAGGUCCUAUCUUCCAAGCUUCCUAUCUCUGUAAAUGCUUUUCACUAAACUUGUCAAGGCUCCCUGUCUCCCUCCUGCCCAGCUCCUAGUACAUAACUGUGUGCCAUCAUACAUAUUUUCCAUUUGCAAUACUUGCAUUCUGCAGCUGAACAAGUCCUUUUCAUAUACCAUUUUAUUUUUAAGUGCCAACAGCAGACACACCUUUAACACCAGCCAGGGUGAGAGACCAUCCAUAUACAAUACUGGCCUCGAUAUAUCACAUGUAAUCAGUUCUUGAUCAUGGAGUACCAUCUUUUGUAGUAACUGUACAAGUAGAAUGUUGUACAAUCUAUAAUUUUAAUGGAUUUGUGGAUUUUAAUGGAUUGUCCUGGGCCAAUAUUUAUCCCUCAGCCAAUACCACUAAGAGAUUAACUGCUGCUUGUGGGAUCUUGCUGUGCGCAAACUGCCUGCUGCGUUUCCUGUAUCAUAACAGUGAAUACACAUAAAGUGCUCUCUUAGCUGGAAAGCACUUUGGGACAUCCCGAAGUGGUGAAAGCGCUAUAGAAAUGCAAGUCUUUCCUUGUUCCACUGCUGGGUAAGGAUGUUAUCUAUUGCUGACAAAGCAAUGUUCUGCUGGCAGUGGUUACACUUGAAAGAAUCUGGGCAUUUAGCAUCAAUGCCAGUUCCACCAGAAGCAACCACUUCAAGGCCAUCUUUUUUUAGAUGGUGAAAUCUAAAUGGAGAGUUUUUUUUUUUACCCAGAAAAAAAUCCUUGUUUUCUCCCUUAGAUAACCUCUGACAUUGGAGCAACACAGUCAAGUCCAGUGCUAUCCUCGCAUCACAUCCACAUGCAUGCACACAAUUUCCAGCUGUAUGGUCACUGGCCAACUUUUCUUUCCUGCCUGUCACAUCAGUAAAGAUUAGUUAACAUAGCACAGACCGACAAUCUGAAGCUGGGAUCUUCCUAAUUCCACUGCCUCAGUGCCAUACCAGGCUGCGAAUUUACCUACUGAGCUACCAGCAUUCUCUUUUUGGUUUGAUUUGUUUGUUUACAAAGUGCCAGAUCAGUGAGAUCUCUGAAAUAUCAGAGCAUGCAGUGUGCCAGCAACCAAUGCAGAUGUGACUCAUGGGCGCCACACAGUGGUGACAAUCUGACACUGCACUAGUGUAAUGUUUCACUGUAAACUUCAAUUCAAAGGAGGUCUUUCAGCUGGUCAAAACAGUGCAACUUGUGACCUCUAUUGGUUGACAACUAACAUAUACUCUCGACAUGAAUAAUGUGAGUUAUUUUUAAAAGUUUCUUAAUUUUUCUUAAAUUAUUGUUGCCAAUCAGCAAUAAUGUCAGUUGUUAAUGUGCAUUAACAAGUGGGCAUAGAUGUGCAUUAUGUAAUCAUUGAAGGAAGAUCGAUUAUCUGUGUGUACUACCUACAUCUCACCCUGUUGCAUUAUACCAAUUUUCCAUAAAUACUGUUAAUAAAUAAAAACAGAAUGCUGGAAAUACUCAGGUCAGGCAGUAUCUGUGUAGAGAAAACAGUGUCAAUGUGGCAUUUUCAGUUUUUAUUUCAGAUUUCCAGCAUCCACAGUAUUUUGCUUUUGUGUUGUGUUAAUAAAAGCUUCUUUUGAA